ACGCGACGUGGUCGAUCCGGGCGACGUGGAAACGCCCGCGCCACCCAUCUCGCACCCCCCCCCCCCCCUACCGCCACCGCCGCCGCAACCUGCAGCCACGAAGCGACUGUUGUUGUGGCUGCUGCUGCUGUCCGCUGUUGUUGCUGCCAAAGCAUCGUUCGGGCGGGUUGGCGAGGACUCGUGCGCGCGUCGAGACGCAGCCGAAAUGAUGCCGCUGCUGCUGCUGCCACUGCUGCCGCUGCUGCUGCAUGUCCCGAGCACGCUGCCUGCGUUCCACGUCGCGUUAGUAACCGCGUCUGCGCCGGGGCUAAUUCGAGUUUUAUAGGCGGCUCUUUGCCCACGAGCAGGCGCCAAGGGGCACUGCUUAACACGCCGUGUAUUUAGAAUAGCACUUAUUGAAACCCAUUAAAGAACGGCAACAGCAGCAGCAGCAGCAAAUCAAUGCAUCAUUGCGACAACGCCGAUAUCGACAUCUGCAAAAAGCUGACGACAGUCAUUCGUACAACUAACAUCAUCAUCAUCGCCGCUGUCUAAUUAUCGUGAUGACAGUAGUAAUCGUAGCAACAAUAUCAAGACAACAAUAGCAACAACAAAAACAUUACCGCGCACAUUUACAAGCUGCUUAUCAAACAUUCGCCCAAACUCUCCGUCCGUGUGCCGGGGCGACUCUGGGUCAGCUUUGCCUCCUGGAUCCGUGUUUCCUGUGGUCGUUGUCGUCAAUUCAGUCUCCAGCGGGUGACCACAUCUUGAACAAAACAACAACAUCCAAAAACAACACAUUCAUACAACACGCCAAAUCAUGUCGGCGACAAUUACCAAGACGAGUUUUUCCGUACGGGACAUCUUGGAUUUACCCGACUCGAAGGAGGAAGACACCGCCACCGAGGACAGCGCCACGGAGGGCGAGUCGGAGUCGUGCAUCGUCGAGCCACGCCGAGAGCCGCGCUGCCCGCCGGCUCCGGGCCCGACACUUGCUCUUGCCAGGCCGUACUUCGAUGCGGGAGAGAACCCCUACACCCGCUGGCUAGCCACCGCCGAGGGACUUCAAUACUCGCUACACGGGCUGAACGCGGCGAGCGCACGGAGUCAUCAGCACCCGUCCGUGAAGACGCACUCGUCCCCGGACCCGCACGACGGAGCGAGCACGGACGCCUCCAACUGCAGCAGCAGCGGCGGCGGAGGAGGAGGAGGCGGAGGAGGAGGAGGUGGAGGAGGAGGAGGCGGCACGAUAGGCGACUUGGGAGCCGGCGGGAGCAGCAGCAGCAAGAAGCGCAAGAGACGAGUGCUGUUCAGCAAGGCGCAGACCUACGAGCUAGAGCGACGCUUCCGACAGCAGCGCUACUUGUCAGCGCCCGAGCGAGAACACCUGGCCAGUCUCAUCCGCUUGACUCCCACGCAGGUGAAGAUCUGGUUCCAGAACCACCGCUACAAGAUGAAGCGCGCUCGAGCCGAGAAGGGUUGCGGCGUGGGUGGCGGGGUGGGUGGCCUUUUGCUGCACCCGGACGGAUCUUCGAGCGGGGCUGGCGGUGGCGGUGGCGCUCUGCAGUCUCCACGCCGGGUCGCGGUGCCCGUGCUGGUGCGCGAUGGGAAGCCGUGCACAGCCGCGGGUCUGGCCGCGUACGCGUGCGCGGCUGCGCAGCCCGCGGUCCACCUGUCCCGCUUCGGCGCGGCGCAGUACGGAGCGGCCGCGUACCCGGCCUACGCAGCCGCGUUCCCUGCGCUCAUACAGACCCAGCAGUGGGCGUGGUGAAGCGUGCGAACUCAUGGUGGUGGUGGUGAUGGUGGUGAUGAUGCCGAUGCUGCUGAACACUCCGCUGCCUGCCACCCCUGAUGGCGGUGAGGAAAACUGUGAUUCGACGAAGAGGAAGGAGGUGGUGGUGGUGAUGGAUGAUGAGGUUGGGGAGGAGGACUGUGAGAAAUGUAUCUAUAUAUCUAUAUAUAAUGAUGAUUAUUAUAAUUAUAAUAAUGAUAGCGAUUACGCAAAAAAUGUCACUGUAAAGCAAAACCAUGGACACGGCUUUGCAACGAAUGGGCCGGCAAACCCCUUGCGAGAGACUGCAACAUUGACACUUGUCUCUAUAGGAUUUGUGAGUGUGCGCGAUGUUUACAGAUUUGUAAAGAACUCUUUCGAUAUGCCAACCAACCAACCAACAAACAAACGAACACACCAGGAUAUAUAUGUAAAAACGGCAAUUAUAAAACUGUGAGAUAGGAAAUGACACACUCGUAAAAAAAAAAAUCAGACAUCGCAGUACCUAUAGGUCGUGCAAAACGUGUUAGCUCCUGUGUGUCGUCUGUGUAACCGUCCGAUUGAAUUCGUAAUUGACAUUGUACAAGAUGCAAAAAUAGUAACGUUUCGCGUUCUUUUUUCAUACACACACACGCGAAAAAACACUUAAGUUAUGAUAUCUUUAAGAGCGUGUUUAUUUCACGAGGCGAUCCUGUGUGUGCAGGUUGGCGAGUUGCGUGUUUUGAAUUCGCGGUUUUGAAACGAGUCCAUCAACCAACCAACAAACGACGAUAACAACAAUAAGACAUUUGCGAGACAAGCUAACAUUUGUUCGAGGACCUGAAGAAUAUUGUUUCUCCUUUAUUUUUUACACACACAAAAAAACUAAGCAAGGGUUCAAUAAACACUUUACAUAAUAAACUGAAAGAGAGAGAGAACGAGAAUGCGCUUCAUGAAUUCACCCGCGGAGUCUCAGAUCACGCGUAGGGCACCUCUCUCUCUCGCCACGCCGAUAAUUGCUCCACACACUGGUUCUCGUCACGAUAUCAUAAACA
Molecule: messenger RNA, 2784 nt
Organism: Lethenteron reissneri (Far Eastern brook lamprey)
Lineage: Eukaryota; Metazoa; Chordata; Hyperoartia; Petromyzontiformes; Petromyzontidae
Gene: NKX2-2
Product: NK2 homeobox 2
Biological process (GO): regulation of transcription by RNA polymerase II; cell differentiation
Cellular component (GO): nucleus
Molecular function (GO): RNA polymerase II cis-regulatory region sequence-specific DNA binding; DNA-binding transcription factor activity, RNA polymerase II-specific
Source: RefSeq, a predicted model, not a curated record